This is a messenger RNA of Hyaloscypha bicolor E, 1778 nucleotides long. RefSeq lists its product as uncharacterized. The coding region runs from base 81 to 1778 and encodes 565 amino acids. Lineage: Eukaryota; Fungi; Ascomycota; Leotiomycetes; Helotiales; Hyaloscyphaceae. The transcript is spliced from 6 exons. The record is from RefSeq and is a predicted model, not a curated record.
CCGGAAAUUGUCCCAUUUGAGUUCACAAUCGAUGCGAAAACGAGGGAGCAAUUUAUCAGAUCAGUCACAAACGACCGGCUAUGAAUUUCGCUAAUCCAGAAUCUGCCAACGCAGAAUCCUCUGCUUCGCAUUCUAAUCUAAAUGAAAUUGCUCUACAUCAGCAACAAGCAGGGGGCAACUCCUGGAGGUCGUACUACGAGGAUCCAAAUUGUGAAGAAAGCUCCCCACUGCGAAUGACGAUAGCUUUUGAGUGCGAUUCGUUGAAGGAGGCCUGGAUAGCUUUCACAGAUGAAUCUCAGGACAAGCAAAGUACAACGUUCACUAAAAAGGCAAACCCGCUAGAAUGGUGGGAUAAUAUAACCAUUGAUGACUUGAGGAACUCCGUUCGCUCAACGGCAGAAAUACUAGACAAGAGCCAUGGAAAGACUCGCUAUUAUUUCGAUAAGUUUUGCAACAGUCUCAAUUCUCAUUCAAUGAUACUCGAAUUCCUUCCAAAUCAGAAUCAGUACUUGAGCAUAUUUUGUGGCGCAGUGAAGACCCUGCUACAGGCUUCAUAUACGUAUCGCAAAACUAUGGAAGGUCUCAGCAAAGCUCUAUCUGAAAUUGGAGACUGCAUUAUGCUGUCCAUCGAGCAUGCUAAACUCGUCAACACUAUCGAGAUGCGAGACGCUGUCGGUCAACUUUACGCCACUGUCUUCCAAUUUUUACGAGAAGCAAUGUUAUGGUAUAGAGCAAAAAGAUUUAGUAGGCUUGUAAAAAGCUUUGAUCAGAAUCUCUACGACAAAUUCUCUGAUAUCCUAGACAAAAUGAAACAGAGAGCCGAUCAGAUUCACAUGAGGGGAAUCAUUGCGCACCACGCAAAGACCACCGACAUUAUAUAUACGACAAAUGUUAUCGAUAGGAAGCUUGACCAUCUAAUCCAAAAGAAUGAAGAGGACAGAAGGAAAUUUAGUGAGCUGCAUAUGUCUCAAGUCACUCACGAUGCUUUCGAUAUACAAUGUUUGAGUACAAGCAUGCAAUGCUACACUGAAAUCAAUGGAAGUUCCAACAUGUAUAUCCAGAAUAUCAAGAGUGAUACUCAGAGUUUACCAAAUCCUCUUGCGUCUAACAAAAGACCUUCGGGAGGUGAAAGUGUCUCGUCUAGCUCAUGCUAUUCCAAGCCUGACCUACAACAAGCUUUUCGAAAGCUAGAAGUUCACGCACCAGAUUGUAUCGCAUCUGCAGAGACUGUCAAUUACGACUCGGCUUACUUCGAUAACAAAGUGGUGUUUGCGAUUCGAGACUGGAAUUCAUCCCCUGCAUCUCAAAUAUUGCACAUCGAAGGCCCCCCCGAAACAAAGAAUACAUCAAUCACCUCCAAGGUAGCUUGUAGUGUAGCAAAAGUUUUGUCUGACCUUAAUCUACCCACAGUAUACCUCUUCUGUGGAUGGGCUUCUAAAUCCGGAGAGAAUUGGAUGAUCAGUACAAUAUACCGGUUGAUCAAGCAUUUGGCCGAGCACCUUGAUGUUGUAGAGGGAGAAUAUCUGGAUUUCGAUUAUGUUAGAAUUCAAGAGCUCGACGGCACCCUGAAGACAUGGGACGAAGCUCUGUCAAUAUUUUCGAGCCUUUUGGACUAUGCGCCUCCAAGUUUAUACGUUAUAAUCGAUGGAAUUGAGCGUCUAGAGAACAUGGAUGGCAAUGAAAAAUACAGAAGUUCUUCGCAAUGGGAAUGGGAAGCAUUUGAAGGUCCUGCUUACUACAACUGGCUCUAUUUCGAGCUUGAAUCAGUUGGAGGAUAA